AUGGAGAGGGAUCUUAUAACUCCAACAUUCAAACUGAAGAGACCACACCUACUUAAAUAUUACAAGAUAAACUGUACAGUGAAGCAAAGGAAGCAAGGGUAUGACAGCAAUGUCGAAAGUCAGAAGCUACUGGAGAAAAUCUUUUUACCACAAUUUCCCAAAGAUGUGAUUGCUGACAGUGGGCAGGUGCUACCCACAAAGACUCUGGAUUCGGAUCCCUGUGAGUCCGUCUAA
Prunus armeniaca (apricot) is the source of this 234-nucleotide messenger RNA. NCBI's taxonomy places the organism in Eukaryota, Viridiplantae, Streptophyta, Magnoliopsida, Rosales, Rosaceae. The record is from the annotation of a GenBank genome assembly.